Messenger RNA from Vicia faba (fava bean), 1389 nucleotides. The record is from the annotation of a GenBank genome assembly. NCBI's taxonomy places the organism in Eukaryota, Viridiplantae, Streptophyta, Magnoliopsida, Fabales, Fabaceae.
AUGGUUCUUCUUCAAGCUUCCAAGUUAACCCUUCCAACCCCAUCAUCUUCUCUCUCUUCCCCAACUUCCAUUCUCUUUGAACCCACUACUCUUUCCCUUGCAAUCACUCACUCCAACUCAUCAAUUUCUCUUUUCCCUUCUUUCUCACCUCUCUCUCUUUCUUCCUCUCUUCAAUUCCCACAAACCCUAAUUCCUAAACCUUCUUCUUCUUCCACUUUUCUAAUUCUGAAAGAAUCCCCAAAUUCCACAAACCCUAAUUCUGUUAUCUUUCUUGUUUGUGGACCCUACCGUGCUGGGUCUCAAAUUCUCCUCCGGUUCUACAUUCUUAAUAGAAUCACCAACUGUUUUUCUAGGGUUAAUCGUAUUUCAUGUGGGUCACAAUCACAAAGUGGGUUUCUUAGGUUUGAACGUGAAUUAGGGGUUUUGAUGGAUGUGAAACAUGGGGUUUCUGUUGAGGUUGUUGGUUCGGUGAACUAUUUUGCGGUUUAUGCGGUUUCGAGUUUUAAAGUUUGGGUUUUUGCUGUUAAGAUGGUGGAGGGUGAAGAUGGUGGUGGUUUGAGAUUGAUGAAGUGUGCGGUGAUUCGGUGUUCGAGACCGGUUUGGUCUUUGAGUAUUUCGUUUGGGUUUUUGGUUCUUGGAGAAGAGAAUGGGGUUAGGGUUUUUGGGUUGAGGAGGUUGGUGAAAGGGAAAAUGGUUGUUAAGAAGAAUUCGAAUUCUAAAUUGAAGCAAUUGCCAAAUGGUGAUCAUCAUGGGAAGUAUAAAGGUGGGGGAGAUCUAGGAGGGAAAACCCGUGGUGGUGAUGAGGCAACCUGCAAUGGUGGAUUGGAGGGGAAGAAUGAAAAGCAUGGAGUUGCUGUAAAGCAAACAAAUGUUAAAUAUAAACAUGAUAACAAAGAUGGAGGUGCAUGCUUUUUGGCAUUGAAGGGAAACGAGGUUGAAACAAAGUCCAUGCCAACGGUAUCCAAAUCUGUAAAGGCUAUUUCCAUUAAGGCUCUCUCCCAGAGGAUGUUUCUGAUCUUGGACUCCCAUGGGGAUUUACAUUUGCUAUGCCUGUACAAUUCUGGCCUUGGAGUAGAUAUCACCGGUCAUGUGAAGCAGCUGCCUCGUGUUAUGAAAGUGCAAAGUCUGGCUGUUCAUCUCGAUGAAUCUACAACAGCAUCACAGACUAUCUGGAUAUCAGAUGGAUGCCAUUCUGUGCACAUGUUCACGAUGGACACGGAGAAUGCUUUAAAUGAAGCAGAUGGAAAUGAUGGUGAUGAAAAGCCUAUGCAUCUCCCAGUUACUGAAGUUCUUUUCUCUAGUGAGAAGAUUCAAGAUAUCAUUUCUAUAUCUGCAAACUCUAUUCUGAUUCUUGGACAAGGAAGCUUAUAUGCACAUGCAAUUUCCUGA